CAAACAUCGUCAUCAUGUCAGAAACGCAAUUGCUGGAUCUCCCAGUAGACAUUCUGUAUCUGAUUUUUCCCUAUCUCGAUGUCACCAGCUUCGUGGCAUUAACAUCAACUUGCACAGCACUGCACCAACCUGACAUUGCGCAAUAUGCCCCAUACUGGAGCUCAGCCGCGCGCAGCACUUUCCGCGUGCCAAAUCAACCAGUCGUCGAGAAUGACGGUGUGAGAUGGCAAAAGAUGUAUCGUCGCCUACUGACGGAGUCUCGCUGCUUCACCUGGGGCAACAAUGACGAGACCUGUCUUGGCCAUGGACACCAGCAGCAUAUGGGAUCACCUUUCGGCCGAGGUGGUAUUGGACCUGCCGGACGCCGAAGACCCAUCGUUCGUGCGAGACAGCAUGUAUCAUGGCCUACUGAGAUGGAGGGUAUCGAGAAGCUGGGCAUCAUCGCCGACAUGCAAUGCGGUGGUUGGUCCACCAACCUGCUGACAUCCAAGGGCGGCUUGUACGGCGUUGGAGUUAUGGACGGUCAGGCACGCAACCAGCCUGCAAAGCCGAGACCCUCACCACUUCGUUAUCCUGCAGGCUUGCCUCAUCCUAGUGAACGCUACGAGCCAGCAUCUGCCAUCAAGCAGUUCUCUGCCGGACGUUACCAUGUCCUCGCUCUGUCCGAUGCUGGAUACAUCUGGUCUUGGAGCCACAUGAACAUGCCUGCACUCCAAGUCAAGUUUCUUAAUUUUGAAUUGACAGUGAGAGAGAACCAUUCUUCAUCGACUCCCGGCUACGUCAAAAAAGUCGUUGCCGGCUGGUCAAAGAGUGCUGCUUUGAUAGUCGGUAGCGGUAUCGUUGUCUGGGAACCUAUCAAACGUAAUGCGCGCCAGCCAGAAGGCGAAGAGGACGCUGUGCUCGUUAUGGAAACCGCAAUCUGCCCUGGUACCGACUUCCAGCGAUCCGUCACAUCAUUCGAACCGUCGCCUGCAAGUAUCGACAUCGGUGAAGUCCAGAACUUUAUCUGUCUCGAGGAGUACAUCCUGUUCAACACGCACCUUGGUAAAGUGUACGCCGCCAGUAUUGUCUGGAACGCACAAAGCAAGGCAGUGUCCGAUGUCAGAGAGGUCCCCCUUGGAACAGACGGUGAAACCAAGUUUGCUACAGACGUCCAAGGGUCGUUCCGGUCGUUCGCAAUCUUCACAAAUGAUGGUACUGUCUACACCGGUGAUCUGGGCGAACAUUUGCAUGGCCUUUUCCGAACCACAAUGAGGCCUCUCGAUCGCAUACAUGCCCUCCAGCAGACUCAGGUCAUCUCCAUUGCAUUCGGCGACUACCACUUCCACGCACUUCAUGCACCCGGCUAUAUCACGUCUUAUGGUACCGAGCCUCAAAGCUGCGGUAGUCUAGGCCUUGGUGGUCACGGAAAUCCUGAAGGACAGAUUCGUGGACUUCGCUACCAGGGCGUAUCUGGAGAUGGACGCCUGGUUCCACACGCGUCCCUUCAUGGGCGCAGGAUUUGGUUUGAGAAGGAGAAGCAGAAGUGGAUUGCUUUCAUUACAAGCGGAGGUCGAGACCCUGAAGAGGCCAAGGAACGUAUGCGCAUGCUCUCGGAAGUCAACGUCCAAGGCGAGGUCAGUGAAUGGUUUGAACAAGAAGGCAACGCUUGGGAGCAAAGGUUCGGUGGUGACAACACGCAGAGUGAGGACGACCUUGGCACAUACUUUGCGCUCAGUGUCACCGCGGCCGGGUGGCACUCUGGCGCUCUGGUGCUUGUCAACGAGAACAAGGCGAACAAGAUUCGUGAGGCAUGUCUGCAGGAUCCCGUCGAAGCACCUGAGGGUAAAACCGCUAUGGGCGAAAAGGCAUCUGGUCAGGAAGAGCAAGCUAACAAUCGUGGGUUUCUCAACCGCGCAUUCGACUACGCAGGCGAUAUCAUAAAUUGGUUCAAUGGCUCACCUCGUACAGAUACCGAAGGACCUGGCUUCCGCGACCCUAACAACCCAGAUGCCUUUGUCAAUCCGCAGAACCACGGCGCCGUAGCUGAGGAUGGUCGUGCAUAUGUCUGGUCUCAAGACUCGUUCCCUCGUCUGAGGCUUGCAAACGGUCAGGAGAUGCCUGGAGAAGUUGAAUUCUCGGAGUGGAGAUUGGGCCGUCCGGAGUGGCAGGGUCGAGUCGAAGGAGUAUAGGUUAAGCGAGGGCGACGAUCAGAUCAACGAUUGACGGCCAUUGAUGAUUGAAUGACAUGACGAUGGAAGAUGACUAUUACUGCUCCCUAGAAAACGAAAGGCGUAUCCUUUGCCUAUAGCAGGUCAGGUUUCAGAAUGACAACCCCAGCUUAAAUUUGCCUCAUUGGCGCCUCUGAAGUAGCAAAAAUCGUACAUUUCUACAAUUACACG
Aureobasidium pullulans EXF-150 is the source of this 2381-nucleotide messenger RNA. RefSeq lists its product as uncharacterized. Gene Ontology annotation, molecular function: protein binding; guanyl-nucleotide exchange factor activity. The record is from RefSeq and is a predicted model, not a curated record. Gene Ontology annotation, cellular component: cytoplasm. Lineage: Eukaryota; Fungi; Ascomycota; Dothideomycetes; Dothideales; Saccotheciaceae. The coding region runs from base 15 to 2171 and encodes 718 amino acids. The transcript has a single exon.